Molecule: messenger RNA, 777 nt
Organism: Caenorhabditis remanei
Lineage: Eukaryota; Metazoa; Nematoda; Chromadorea; Rhabditida; Rhabditidae
Exons: 2
Coding region: 1-777 (258 amino acids)
Biological process (GO): innate immune response
Molecular function (GO): protein binding
Source: RefSeq, a predicted model, not a curated record
AUGAUAGAUUGGACAAGCUUACCAGAUCAGGUCUUUGUGAGGCUAUUGGAGAACUGUAAUUUCGAAGCGAUAUUGAACCUCCGAAAAGUGUGCACGCACUUCCGAAACUUGAUCGAUGACACCCCUCCUCCUCUGAAGACUUCCCUAGAUUGGCUAGUGCUCAAUGUCAAUCCAGAAUCCGUGAAAAUCACAUUGACCAAUGUUGGAUCCCUGUUUCAUGAGCAAUGUGCCAUAGAUUAUUUGAAAUCUGAAGAAGGAUGCUUGGUGGCGUGGAAGGAACAUUGGCAGUGGAGGACGAAGCCCGCCGGAGGAGAGCGUUGGAUUACGGUAGCUCUGAGAGAUUUGGAAAUUUAUAUGAGACUAUUGGGAAGAUCCAUUUUGCCACAUCUUAGCAUUCAUUAUUAUUUUGUGCCAGAAGAAAAUGAGUUCCAAGAAGGUUUUCAUCGGAUUCUGGAGACACACAGCCUCCGUGUGGAAGAUCUAGACCUAAACAUCUCUAACACUGAGCAACUCCUUCAAAUCUUGCCUAACAUGACUCCAGGAGUGCUCCGUCAAGUUACAGUAGCCAAACAGCAAAUGACAGAGUUCCAAGUGGAUCCUGUACUGGAUAUGGAUAAGGUUAUGGCGCUGGAGCAGGUCAGAAAACUCGAGGAGUUGAGGAUAAGAGGAUUCGAGGUGUCAAAGCCUAUCAGGGAGUUCUACUACCCAUCUAGAGUGGUUCUCCAGGUCAAGCAGGUGACGCUGAAGGAUAUUUGGGAGAUGAGAAGGGUACAGUAA